GCUUGAAGGUAAAGUGGCACUAAUCACUGGUGGGGCGAGCGGCAUAGGAGAGUCCACUGUAAGACUCUUCUCAAAACAUGGAGCUAAAGUUGUGAUUGCAGAUGUGCAAGACGACUUGGCUGAAUCUAUUUGCAGAGACCUAAGCUCUUCGUCCACUUCAUUCGUCCAUUGCGACGUAACGAAAGAAGAAGACGUCGAAAAUGCUGUUAAAACAGCCACAAGCAAAUAUGGAAAGCUAGACAUCAUGUUCAACAAUGCAGGCAUAGCUGGUACAGCAAAAACCAACAUCCUUGACAAUGACAAGGCAGAAUUUGAGCAAGUGAUUGGGGUAAAUUUGGUUGGUGUGUUUUUGGGGAUCAAACAUGCGGCUCGUGUUAUGAUCUCAGCUGGCCAAGGAAGCAUAAUUAACACUGCCAGUGCUUGUUCCACCAUUGGGGGGUGCGCAUCACAUGCGUACACGAGUUCAAAGCAUGGAGUACUAGGGCUGGUGAGAAAUACGGCCAUAGAGCUUGGACAACACGGUAUUCGGGUGAAUUGUGUGUCGCCAUAUAUAGUUGCCACGCCGUUGGCGAAGGACUUCUUUAAGCUUGAUGAUGAUGGAGUUCAUGGUGUUUAUUCCAACCUUAAAGGAGAGGUUCUUAAGGCAGAAGAUAUUGCUGAAGCUGCUCUUUACUUGGGAAGUGAUGAGUCAAAGUAUGUUAGUGGACAUAAUCUUUUGGUAGAUGGAGGCUUCACUAAUGUGAACGCAAGGUUUUGCAUCUUUGAACAAGCUUGAGAAAAAUGUUCAAUGUAAUAAGUUGGCAAAAUAAAUAACGGAAUGCCUAAACGCAUAUGUUGUUUAGUUCCAACUGUAGAAUUUCAGACUUUUGCUCUGAUCUUGGUUCACUUUCUUCGAGAAUCCUCUUCUUGAUGUGGUAGAUGAUUUCUUGGAUUUCUCCAGUACAAGAGCCAUCUGUAAC
Molecule: messenger RNA, 959 nt
Organism: Prunus mume (Japanese apricot)
Lineage: Eukaryota; Viridiplantae; Streptophyta; Magnoliopsida; Rosales; Rosaceae
Source: RefSeq, a predicted model, not a curated record